AUGAUCCCCCCACGUCUCCCCCUCCCCCUCACUCGCCCAUUCACCACUUCACCUCAUUCACAUAAAUCACCUUUAUUCGACAUAUCAGUCACUCCUUACUCUCCAUCUCCAUCCCAAUCUCCACCAAAACACCUCAGACUCGUCAUAUUCGGCAAACCAGGUUCAGGCAAAGGAACUCUCUCAACACGUCUUACUUCUCUCUUCCCACUUCAAUUCCUAUCAACAGGCGACUCCCUCCGUCGACACAUAUCCCUUCGCACACCUCUGGGCAUACACGCAGAAGCCCUCGUCGCUUCAGGCCAGUUCCUUCCAGAUCGGACAAUGCUCCAGGUCGUCCUCUCAGAACUAGACACACUUCCUUCCCCUAACUGGGUAUUGGACGGCUUUCCACGCACAGUAGAGCAAGCGAAGAUGCUCGACCGUCAUCUUCUACACACUCGCCAGCCCCUCACCCUCGUAGUGCAUCUCGACGUUCCGGACGAGACGAUCCUCUCCCGUAUCCGGGACAGGUGGGUACACGCACCAUCAGGAAGAGUGUACAACCUCGGGUAUAACCCGCCGCGUGUACCUGGGAAGGACGACCAUACGGGUGAAGGACUGCAGAAGAGGGCGGAUGAUGAUCCGGCUGUGUUUGGCAGGAGGCUACAGGUGUAUGAGAGGGAGACUAGGCCGGUGUUGGAUUACUACCUGAGGGCGGAGGGGGCAGAGGCAGGGACGAGAGUCGUCAGUUUGACAGGGGAGACGAGUGACGAGAUUUGGCCGGGGUUGGAGAGGGAGGUUAGGGCGCUUGGAUGGGGGGAGGAGAGGGAGCCGCCAACGGCGACCACGACCACGACGGUGGCGACGGCGAAGGGGACGGCGAGGCAGAGGGUAGAGGAAGUUUGGAAAGCGAAGGACACGAAGGAGGACGAGCGUCGUCCUGCACAUGACGCUUGA
Dacryopinax primogenitus is the source of this 936-nucleotide messenger RNA. Its product is annotated as P-loop containing nucleoside triphosphate hydrolase protein. The transcript has a single exon. Gene Ontology annotation, molecular function: AMP kinase activity; ATP binding. Gene Ontology annotation, cellular component: cytoplasm. Bases 1 to 936 code for a protein of 311 amino acids. Lineage: Eukaryota; Fungi; Basidiomycota; Dacrymycetes; Dacrymycetales; Dacrymycetaceae. Gene Ontology annotation, biological process: nucleobase-containing compound metabolic process. The record is from RefSeq and is a predicted model, not a curated record.